GCCGAGGACAAUUUGCUUGGGAAAUCCUCGAAGCCCAAGGAUUUGUCCUGUGUUCACAUUUUUUCUUUCCAAAAAUCGGCUCCGAGGAGAGGUGGAAUGGCGAUGAAGUCCUUGGAGUCGUGUCCCCGAGGAGUGUCUAACGAGGCCCUUAGAGCAGCGGGGGAGGAGGAGGAGACGGCGGCGGCGGCGGCGGCGGCGGCGGAGGAGGAGGAGGAGGAGGAGGAGGAGGAGGAGGAGAUGUCUCGCCAGACGGCCCUGCAGGUCAAAUCGAAGACGCUAAACGACAAAUAUCUCUUAGGAGAUGAAAUCGGGAAGGGCGCAUAUGGCAGGGUGUAUAAAGGUGUUGAUUUGCAGAAUGGGGAUUUCGUUGCAAUCAAACAAGUGUCGCUGAAGAACAUACCGUCCGACGAUCUCUCCGGCAUUAUGCAGGAGAUCGACCUUUUGAAGAACCUGAACCAUAGGAAUAUUGUGAAAUACUUGGGGUCCUUUAAGACGAAGUCACACCUCUACAUUGUCUUGGAGUACGUGGAAAACGGCGCUCUUGCGACUAUAAUCAAGCCCAACAAGUUCGGCGCCUUCCCGGAGUCCCUCGUCUCCGUCUACAUCGCGCAGGUUCUCGAAGGUCUGGUCUAUCUCCACGAGCAGGGUGUCAUCCAUCGCGACAUUAAGGGCGCCAACAUCCUCACCACCAAGGAGGGGAUCGUCAAGCUGGCGGACUUCGGCGUCGCUACUAAACCCGCCGAAGCUGAGGCCCAACCCCAUUCCGUUGUCGGCACCCCCUAUUGGAUGGCCCCUGAGGUAAUCGAGAUGUCCGGCGUGAGUGCUGCCUCCGACAUCUGGAGUGUCGGCUGCACUGUUAUCGAGCUCCUGACCGGCGUCCCCCCCUAUUACGAUCUCCAGCCGAUGCCUGCCCUGUUCAGAAUCGUUCAGGAUGAACACCCUCCUCUCCCCGAGAAUGCGACUAAGUUGUUGUCCGAGUUCCUACUGCAGUGUUUUCACAAAGACGCCAAACUCCGACCCGAUGCGAAGACUCUGCUCAAGCAUCCGUGGAUACGCAAAUCUAGGCGCCAGCUCCAGGACACGUGGCGGCAAACUGGAGGCUUGAAGCGGCGGAUGAGUGAACACGUGGCUCCGGUCGUCGAACGGACGUUCGAGGAAGGAGAGCGCGAGGAGACCUCCUCCUCUGUGAGCAUACUCCCCUCCUCCACGGUGUUGAUGACUAAGGACCCGUUUGACGACGACUCGGAUUCCGACGAGGAACGAAGAGCGCUCUCCUCCGGGAUGACCACUGUAGGACGUAGCAGCAGCGAAGACCCCGGGACCACAACCAGACGGCAGGCGCCAAUUCGGUUCUCUGCUCGGCGAGGUAUCAUCAGGCCUGCGGGGUCGGAAUUGAGCGAGGUGGGGUCCACGUGCGGGAACGGGGACACGUGUCAAUCCCGACUGAAGGAGUCGGGGUGGGAGACAAAGACGGCGUUCCCGAGCGGGAGCGGCAGGGGGGAAGAUGAGCAUUCGACAGCCGCUGCUGCUGCCGGGGUGCCGCGUCGGCCACGGGUUGGUCGGUCGUGGCAGGAGGAAUGCAACGUGUCGCAGGAGACCGUUAGCAGCUGGCAGAGCGUCGGGAUCGCGAUAAGCGCGAACGAGGGCGGGGGGGAGAAAUGCGGAGGAGGAGGAGGAGGAGGAGGAGGAGGAGGAGGGGGAAUUGAGGAGAGUGUCAGUGAAAGAGGGAGAAACAGAGCACUCUCGCGAGCGGAGAAGGAAUGGGAGGCGCAAGCGCAGCCGAGAGUGGGAGGGGGAGGAGACAGGCUGGGGAGGGGGCCGGAGAUGGACGUGGUGUCGAAGCGGGCGGCAGAAAUCAAACGGCUUGUACAACUGCUUAGACCGGAACAGGAGGAGGAAGUUAUACUGAUGACUUGUCAGAAGCUUCUGGAGAUUUUUCACGACUCUCCUGAGCAGAAAUCCCUUCUCAUGGCCACGCACGGGGUGAUCCCGCUCAUCGAGAUGCUGGACAGUGCUAAUUCCGAUGUGCUGAACGCUAUCCUGCAGGUGGUCAAUCAGAUAGUCAAUGACAAUGGGGAGUUCCAAGAGAGCCUCUGCUUGGUCGGGCUGAUACCGACUGUGAUGCGGUUUGCAGGGAUGGAAUUCCCGCGAGCUGUGCGACUGCAGGCGGCGCGGUUUGUGCGGCAGAUGUGCCACACCAGCAGCCUGACUCUUCAGAUGUUUAUUGCCUGUAGAGGCCUCCCUGUCCUUGUCCAGUUUCUUGAACCGGAUUACGUGGCCUACAGGGAGAUGAUUCACACAGCUGUCGACGGAAUGUGGAGGGUGCUAGAGGUGCAUAGCCCCACCCCUAGGAAUGACUUCUGCAGACUCUUUGUGAAGAGUGGGGUGUUGGAUAAGCUGGUGCAGACAUUGCAGUGUCUGAACGAUAUAGUGAGGUAUGGGGGUGAUGGCGGUGGUAGUGGUGGUUGUGGAGCAGGAGCAGGAGGAGGAGGAGGAGGAGGAGGAGGAGGAGGAGGUGGAGGAGGAGGUGGAAGGGGAAGUAGGAGGGGUGGGGCAUUUGUGGAAGCGGAAGGCGACCGAGGAAGUGAUGCUGCAGCAAUCAGGGCAUCAAGCGUCUACUUCUCGGUCAGGAAAAGCAGUACAGAGUUCAACGAUGUCCCGCUGUUGGUGGAUGACAGUAAGGACAACUAUAGUGGUGUGCCGAUGACCGGAUCGCCACGCAAGUCAAUGGCGGAUGUCGGCGUCUUUGUGGGGACGUCGUCAUCACGCAUGUAUGGUUCUGCCGGUGGGGACUUUGACACUUCAAACCAAUCGGUUUGUGUAUCGUCAUCUCUGAUGUCAGGGCGAUCGGCGAGGGGCGGUAGUAGACUGAGCAAUGGCUUGGAUGUAGGCAGAAGAUCUGGUCCUCCUGUCGAUCUCGAGCUCGCUCGCGAGUACAUGCUCAAGGUAGCAAAUUUGCUACUGGAGUUUUCCCAGGGUGACAGCGUUGUGAAGUCGUAUAUGUGCAGCUUCAGCGCGCUGCAUGCCUUAUUUAAGCUGCUGGACGUGGUCGAGCCCCCGAUACAAGUUAAGCUCUUAAAAUGCAUUCAUGAGCUGACCACCGAUCCCGUCACACUGGAGCACAUCCAGCGUGCAGGUGCCAUCUAUCACCUGGUUCCUUUUGUGCCCAGGAACGCCGAUGGACCGCUUGCAAUGGAAAUCCUGACUGAGGCCUUGUCCUGCCUGGGAAACCUGUGCAAGGUGGACCGGACGAGGCAGGAGCGAGCAGUAAUGUCGGAGAUCAUUCCACACCUGAAGCAUAUGAUUCAGAUGCAUUCCCCGCUCAAGCCGAUCGCGAUGCCCUUGCUGGCCGAUCUGGCGCACACAUCGGGGCAAAACCGCCGUGAGGAAGCGUGGGGCCACGGCUGUCUGGAGGCUUACCUGGACCAUCUGAAGGAGGAGUUGUGGUGCGCUUUGACACGGUUCGAACCGUGGCCAGGUUGCUGUUGCAUAAGUUUCUGGAGACGGUCGCUGGAGUCGUCAUCCGUGCAGGUGGCGUCGCAGAAGGAGCUGCAGUGCCCUCUAUGUCUGGGCGUGACCAGAAGUGGCAGAAGCACUUCCAUCAGGACUGGAAGGGCCAGUAGCGUUGCCGCUACUGAGAGUGGUGCGAGCUUAAGCACCAGAGCACUUCUUGCCGGGGGGAAUGGGGGAAUAUGGGAGAUAAUGGACCGGAGCCAGGAGCAGGCACGUCCAGAUACCAUGUACUUCAGCCACAGGGAGUCCAGAGAUUGGGUUCCACCCCCUGUAGAUGUAACUGCGGAAUGAUCCGCUCGCUCGGGAAGCAGAGAAGGGUGAAUGUUGGGAGGAGGGGAUGGAGAAAGGAGUAUGUGCAGCAGACAUGCGUGCUCGAAAUCCCGUGCAGGCAUGCGUACUCUAGAGCGCGAUUGCCGUCUCCUGGUCUCCUGUUCUGUUCAUAGUAGUCAAAGUAGCAUUUUUUAUUUUUUUUCCAGUCAUUUGCGUCUGCUGCAAAUAGGGCAAGAGCGUGCGUCUUGUCUCCAUCCGUUCCCCUGUCCGCGUAGGAAGAAGAGUGAGAGAGAUUGAGUGCAAUUGCUGGCGAAGGAGGAUAUGUGUUCACAGAGAAUGCAUGAGGUAUGUAUGGGCAGGUCAUGGAGGAGGGGAUUGAUCUGAGGUGGCCGGGGGCGGGCAGAGGGGGGAGACAAGGGGAAGAAAGAGUGAGAGAUCUAUUGUAAAGGCGGUACAGAUCUUUGUUAGCUUAAAAGGUGUAGAUCAGUAUAUAAUUUUGCUUGAUUCGGAAUGUGUUUCGAUCUAAUUAUUAGGGCAUUGAUUGUUGUUGAUGAUGGGAUCAUCUUGUCGAGUCAAUAAAGUAGUUCAUCGAAG
Molecule: messenger RNA, 4377 nt
Organism: Chara braunii
Lineage: Eukaryota; Viridiplantae; Streptophyta; Charophyceae; Charales; Characeae
Source: the annotation of a GenBank genome assembly